This is a messenger RNA of Wasmannia auropunctata (little fire ant), 1905 nucleotides long. RefSeq lists its product as uncharacterized. Gene Ontology annotation, biological process: sensory perception of taste. Gene Ontology annotation, cellular component: axon; neuronal cell body; dendrite. The record is from RefSeq and is a predicted model, not a curated record. Bases 451 to 1686 code for a protein of 411 amino acids. NCBI's taxonomy places the organism in Eukaryota, Metazoa, Arthropoda, Insecta, Hymenoptera, Formicidae. The transcript has 3 exons.
AUAAAUCUUAAAAAACUUACAACUAGCUAGAUAAUAAUAUAUUCGAUAUCUCCCGUCUUGUUUAUGCAAAUUUGAUUCUUCUAAUGAGCGAUCUAGAUGUACAGGGUGAUGGAUCAUACUUAUUACAGCAAUUAUGUUGCAUUAUGCAGUACAUUAGAAGGUUGAUAUUGUACUAUUCAAAGAACUCCAUGGUUACUUCAAGCCAACAAAUAAUUAUGUGAGUUAUGGACUUAUAAUUCGUAAUAACAACUUCCAGUUUUACAUUUAAACUCAUCGCGGAGAGUCCAUGUUAAUUUCGGCACUCGUUGCAGGAAAACAAAAGUGAAAAUUACAAAAGGAGCUUUCGCAAUCAUAAUCACGUCAAUUUAAAGUGCUUACUAUUGACAUUCCCAUAAUUGAUAACGGGACUAACAAUUUUUAAGUAAUUUAUCCUAGAAAACUUGGCUCAUCAUGUUCAGUCCGAAAUUCGAAGGAGAUAAGAGCGAGAAAGAAAAAAGGAAACGGUGGCUCUUCCAUGCCACGGAUUUUAUAUCCUUGAUGUAUCCUUGUUUGACCUUCUGUCGCAUUCUCGGGAUAUUCCCGUAUAAGAUCAACGCUUCGUCCUUCGAAACUUCGAAACCUUGCUUUAUUCUAUCAACUAUAGUUAUGUGUAUUUUCAGCUUUUGCACGCUGAUAAUAAUCUAUAUGGUUAUUGAAUGGUUCCGCGUGAAUGACAACAAUGUACGCAAAAUUAUUGAAAUUACCUCCUUGUACGUGUUCGGUAGUUUCAUAGUGAUCGUUACGUUCAUUUUGAGCGGUCCACGAAUGCGUUUUCUUCAAACUCUACUGAAGAUCUCUUCAAGACUACCUUCAGAAUCGUAUCAGCAGCCGUCUAUACUAAUUCACGCCAAGGACAUCCUAGGUUUCUUCUACUUACUCGUGCAAUCAUUGAUCUGUUAUUAUAAGAUGAAGGAACCUGUCAUAAUCGACGUAUUCUCAUUGUACAUCACUCUGCUAGGGUUUCUGAUGGAUAUGCUGUAUAUAAAUUGCGUUUGUGUAUUAAAGGCUUGUUUCAAGAAAAUUAACGACGAUUUGGCAAAUUUGUUCAUAAUGCACGAUGAACCGUAUUCAAUUAUGCGGAACUAUCAUGAGCAGAGAAAUCCUCUUUUGCUGAUAGAACUUAACGCCUUAGAAAAGCGACAUUUGAAACUUAGCAAUACAGUGCAGAGAUUAAAUAUAAUUUUCAGUCCGCAGCUUCUCGCAACCACAGCCAUAUCUUUCAUCACGAUUACUUUUAAACUAUACUUCAAUACGAUAGAGUGGCAUAACGGAUUGUAUAUAAAUCUGACUAAGCAAACCCACCACACUUACGUAAUGGUCUUCAUUGCGUAUUAUUUUGGAAAAAUCGUAUUAAUAGCAUGGGCCUGCCAGACCGGCAAAAAUGAAGUUAUGAAGAUUAACACUACUAUUCACGAUGCGCUUAAUAGCGUCAACGAUGAGGAAAUCAAACAUGAGUUGCAGCUGUUUUCUUUGCAAAUAAUGCAUUGUGACAACACAUUUUCCGCCAAGGGUCUCAAUCUGGAUGCGACGCUUGUCGCGACGAUGACGGCCUCCAUCACUACAUAUCUUCUAAUUUUAAUACAAUUCUUGAUCGCAUCGCAUUCUUGUGACGGAAACACUGCAAUUAAUGUUACCCAAACAGCUUAAAUCAGCACAAGCAAAAAAAAUACACAAUGGAAACUAGAUCUACUUUUCGGUAUAUUUAUUAAAGAAAUUUACUUUUAAGUAUUGAAAAUAUGUUAAAUUAUCAUUUUAAUCAAUAUCAUUGUAUGACAUAAUUAUUCGACACAUUAUAAUUGUCAAAUACGUACCUUGAAAUGCAUAUGUAUGUAUAUCUAGAUCGUCAUGUAAAAAUUAUUUAUCAUA